Molecule: messenger RNA, 1307 nt
Organism: Anas platyrhynchos (mallard)
Lineage: Eukaryota; Metazoa; Chordata; Aves; Anseriformes; Anatidae
Gene: TAF11
Product: TATA-box binding protein associated factor 11
Biological process (GO): transcription initiation at RNA polymerase II promoter; RNA polymerase II preinitiation complex assembly
Cellular component (GO): transcription factor TFIID complex; nucleus
Molecular function (GO): RNA polymerase II general transcription initiation factor activity; protein heterodimerization activity
Source: RefSeq, a predicted model, not a curated record
CGUCAUCGGCAGGCGCCGGCGCGGAGGCCAUGGCGGAGGCGGGCGAGCAGGGCCGGGAGGAGGCCGCGGCCCCCAGCCGCGAGGAGCCCGCGCCCGCAGCCUCGUCCCCGGCCGGGGAUGGGCCGGAGGCCGCGGAGGACCCGGCGGUGGCGGCGGAGGGCGAGGGGGGAGAGGCCGGCGGGGCCGGGGAGCACAAGGCGGAGGCGCUGGACGGGGAGGUGAGGAGCAACGAGGGGGAGGCCGUGGACGGGGAGGACCCGAGCCUGCAGCCCUCGGCGGCCAAGAAGGUGAAGCUGGAGCUGAAGGAGCGGAAGGAAAAGAAGCACAAAGUGGACGAGGACGAGAUCCAGAAGAUGCAAAUACUGGUCUCUUCCUUUUCCGAAGAACAGCUGAAUCGCUACGAGAUGUAUCGCCGCUCUGCCUUCCCCAAAGCUGCCAUUAAACGGCUGAUCCAGUCCAUCACCGGCACCUCGGUCUCUCAGAACGUGGUUAUCGCCAUGUCGGGCAUUUCCAAGGUCUUCGUUGGAGAGGUGGUGGAAGAAGCUCUGGAUGUGUGUGAAAAGUGGGGGGAGCUGCCCCCUCUGCAGCCUAAACACAUGCGAGAGGCUGUCAGGAGGCUGAAGUCACGAGGACAGAUCCCAAAUUCCAAAUAUAAAAAGAUCAUCUUCCACUGAAGCAUCCCAAGAGCAGCAGGAGAAGCCAGAUGUUAGAAGAAGCUUCCAGCUGUGCUCCUCACAGCAGCUGCAGCAGAGCCACGAGACUGAAGCGCUCCCAGCCUCUUGCUGCCUGCAGUCUUCUCUAAGAACCUGCACCAAAACGCUCUCAGUUCAACUUGAUUUUAAGUAACUUUAGCAUCAAGGUUUGUGGGGCUUGUUUGCAGUUUACAAACAGCCAUUAAUGCUCCCAACACGGCUCAUGGGGUAAAAGAAGUGCUACAGCUGAAGUUCAUCGGGUGCAGUUACCCCAUCAGCCUUAUCCUGGCGUGAGAGGCUCCCCUUCCAGGAGCCCAAAAGCAGCAGGUUGUGCACAGGCUCUUGUUUAAGGAACCCCAGGCAGGCUUCCUGCAGUGACUGCUGAAGGCUGGCUUGUCAUCUUAGUGCCGUGCAGGAGCCAAAUCCCCGACCGGGUGCCUCAGGGUCUUUUGGCCCAGCAGCCUGGGGAAACGAACAUUCAGCUUCUUCAGCGUACUUACCCCCCAGGACCAUACCUUCUGCUGGCACAGACGUGGCGGUAUCUCUGUACAGAAGUGGUUUUUUUUGUACAUUAAACUUGUUGUUAUAUUCUUAGUCUUGCUGGGACAGCAAGUA